Messenger RNA from Salvia hispanica, 608 nucleotides. NCBI's taxonomy places the organism in Eukaryota, Viridiplantae, Streptophyta, Magnoliopsida, Lamiales, Lamiaceae. The record is from RefSeq and is a predicted model, not a curated record.
AUGUUACAGGUCUUCCGAGAGUGGAAGAACGCCACCGAUCCCACGGAGAAGAGGUUUCUUUACGAGAUGCUCGAGAGCAUGCGUGCUGAUUUAGAGAUCGCGAGAUCAAAUGAAAUAGAAAUAAUUAUAAAAAUCCGCCCUCUCAAUCCACAAACGCACCGCCCUCUCAAUUCUGCCACCGCCGCCGCGAUAACUCAAUUGGAUUUCAGAAAUUCGGCUCCUCCUCCUGCUCCUCCGGUGGCACCGUCGUCAAAGUAUAACUCUUCGUCGGCGCACGACACGAAUUGCAACAGCACCACGACGGAGGAGUCUCAAGCGCUGCCACAGCAGCGGGAAGAAAGCGGCGGCGAUGUGGAUUUGGAGCUGUCGAUUGGGCUGCCUUCGCAGGCUAAGUAUAUGAAGAGUGCUUCUUUCAACUCGUCUUCGUCGGCCGAGUCGGAAUCGAUUCACAAUUUCUUGUGGCCUGCGGCGGAGGUGGUGGUGGCGCCGCCCUCCUCCAUGUGCGCAUGUCGGAGUCUGGGUUUUCAGAAGGGGCAGUUUGGUAAUUGCCAAUCUUGUAACGGAUUAUAUUGAUACUUAUCAUUUUUUAUAAUGAUUUUUUCAUAUUA